UCUGGGGUAAAUGUACAGAGUGUCAAUCACAGGCAGAGCUCAGAGCUGGGAAGGAGCUACAGAUGGCGGCUGUGCCUUAGAGAGCGCACUCUUCUUGCCGCUUUCCUUUUCACUUCAGGCACCUACCUGGGCACCUGCUACUACAAAGGCCCGGACCUGCCCCGGGUACAAGAUGGAGAAGAGCACGGAGGAGGAGGACGGCGGCGGCUCAGCGCGCAGCAAUGCAUCCAGCCACUCAGCAUCGGAAGAGUCCAAUCACUCUGCGUCCGAGUUCGGCAGCCAAUCAGAAAGUGAACAGGCCAGCGAGCAGGCCAGCGAGUCCAACAGCAACUUGGAGUCAUCAGAGAGCCAGUCUGAAUCAGAAUGUGAAUCAAAUGGUUCUAAAUCACAGGAGCAAACCUCUGACGCAAAAGAGAAGUCUCUUCCCAAAAAGGAGAGGCUGGCAGAUGUGAAAAAGAUGUGGGAAGAAUACCCUGAUGUGUAUGGUGUAAGGAGGUCAAACAGAAGCAGGCAAGAACCUUCAAGAUUAAACAUGAAAGAGACCACAGAUUCUGAAAGUGAAAGCCCAAAGAGAAGAAGUGCAAGAAUGGCAAACAAAAAAGAGAAGAAAAAAAUGUCAGAUGACUAUGAUGAUGAUGAUGAUGAUGAUGAUGAUGAUGAAGACGAUGAUGAUGUUAGCAGUGAAGAAAGUGACCUAGAACCACCAAAAUCCAGAUCCAGACAACUGAGAAGCUCGACAUCCAAAGCUGUGUUAAGAAAGCAAAAGAAACCACAACGUGGAAGAAGAAGAAAGGCUGAUUCCAGUGAGGAUGAAGAUGAGGAUGAGGAUGAUGAUGCUCCUAAGAGGCAGACACGACGGAGGGCAGCUAAACAUGUUAGCUACAAAGAAGAUGAUGACUUUGAAACAGAUUCUGACGAUCUGAUCGAAAUGGCAGGAGAGGAAGCAGAGGAAGAAGAAGAAAGCCAUGAGACUAUUGAAAAAGUUUUGGAAUCCAGGACUGGGAAGAAAGGAGCUGUUGGAGCCCCUACAACUGUGUAUGCUGUUGAAAUGAAUGGAAACCCCUGUGCUGACUUUAAUCCUGAAACUGAUGGAGAACACCAGUUUCUUAUAAAAUGGAAAGGCUGGUCUUACAUCCACAGCACAUGGGAGAGUGAGGAAUCUUUACAGCAACAAAAGGUUAAAGGCUUGAAGAAGCUGGAGAACUUCAAGAAGAGAGAGGACGAAAUCAAACAGUGGUUGUCAAAAAUUUCUCCUGAAGAUCUUGAGUAUUAUAAUUGCCAGCAGGAGCUGGCACUCGAACUGAACAAGCAGUACCAGAUAGUUGAGAGAGUCAUUGCUGUGAAGACUGGUAAAUCUGGCUCUGGACACUCUGAAUUUCCAGUGAACACCAGAAGGAACUCCUCCUCCAAUGAGCCAGAGUACCUAUGCAAGUGGAUGGGUCUCCCCUAUGCCGAGUCCAGCUGGGAGGAUGGCGCGCUCGUGGGGAAGAAAUUUCAGCACUGUAUUGAUAGCUUCAACAGCCGGAAUAACUCAAAAAACACCCCUGUGAAAGACUGCAAGGUCCUGAGACAGAGACCCCGGUUUGUGACAUUGAAGAAGCAGCCUUCUUACCUUGGUAGUGAGGUUCUUGAACUCCGUGAUUACCAGCUGGAGGGCCUCAACUGGCUAGCACAUUCUUGGUGCAAGAAUAACAGUGUAAUCCUAGCGGAUGAGAUGGGCCUGGGAAAAACUAUUCAGACAAUUUCCUUCCUCUCCUACCUGUUUCACCAGCAUCUGCUUUAUGGCCCAUUUCUCAUAGUGGUGCCCUUAUCUACUCUAACAUCCUGGCAAAGGGAGUUUGAGGCGUGGUCUCCUGAAAUAAAUGUGGUGGUCUACAUUGGAGAUGUUGGAAGUAGAAAUACGAUAAGGGAGUAUGAGUGGGUUCAUCAGCAGAGCAAGAAGAUGAAGUUUAAUGCACUGCUAACAACAUACGAAAUUUUACUGAAGGAUAAGGCUGUUCUGAGUAGUAUUAAUUGGGUUUUUCUUGGAGUUGAUGAAGCACAUCGGUUGAAGAAUGACGACUCCUUAUUGUACAAGACCCUCAUAGAUUUCAAGUCUAACCAUAGAUUGCUGAUUACUGGAACUCCGCUCCAAAAUUCUUUGAAGGAACUCUGGUCACUUCUGCACUUUAUUAUGCCAGAAAAGUUUGAAUAUUGGGAGGACUUUGAGGAAGAACACGGAAAAGGAAGAGAAAAUGGUUAUCAAAGUCUCCACAAAGUUCUUGAACCAUUCUUACUGCGAAGAGUUAAGAAAGAUGUAGAAAAGUCUCUUCCAGCUAAAGUAGAGCAGAUCCUUCGCAUAGAGAUGUGUGCUCUGCAGAAGCAGUAUUACAAGUGGAUCUUAACAAGAAAUUACAAGGCUUUGUCCAAGGGAACAAGGGGUAGCACUUCUGGCUUCCUUAACAUUGUAAUGGAACUUAAAAAAUGCUGCAAUCACUGCUUCCUUAUAAAAUACCCAGAAGAUACAGAAAAGGAAACCAAACUCGAGGGUCUUCAGUCAUUGAUCCGGAGCAGUGGGAAACUCAUACUUUUAGACAAACUGCUGACCCGACUCCGUGAAAGAGGUAACAGGGUGCUCAUCUUCUCUCAGAUGGUACGCAUGUUGGACAUCCUGGCUGAAUACCUCACCAUUAAACACUAUCCUUUUCAGAGACUUGAUGGCUCAAUAAAGGGAGAGAUUCGUAAGCAAGCACUGGACCACUUUAAUGCCGAAGGCUCGGAGGAUUUUUGUUUCUUGCUGUCUACACGUGCCGGCGGGCUUGGAAUAAAUUUGGCUUCUGCUGACACAGUAGUUAUCUUCGACUCAGAUUGGAAUCCUCAAAAUGACUUACAGGCCCAGGCCAGAGCUCACAGGAUUGGUCAGAAGAAACAGGUGAAUAUUUACCGCCUUGUUACAAAAGGAACAGUUGAAGAAGAAAUCAUAGAAAGGGCAAAGAAGAAGAUGGUUCUUGACCACCUUGUAAUCCAGCGUAUGGACACCACUGGUCGGACUGUGCUGGAAAAUAAUUCUGGAAGUUCAAAUUCCAACCCAUUUAACAAGGAGGAAUUGGCUGCUAUUCUGAAGUUUGGAGCAGCAGACCUCUUUAAGGAACCAGAAGGAGAGGAAUCAGAACCCCAGGAAAUGGACAUUGAUGAAAUUUUACGUAUGGCUGAGACCAGAGAGAACGAGCCUAGCUCUAGUGCAACCGACGAGCUGCUAUCUCAAUUCAAGGUGGCUAACUUUUCAACUAUGGAAGAAGUAGAACCUCAUCUUGAAAACCAAGGACAAAGGGACUGGGAAGAUAUCAUUCCUGAGGAUCAGAGGAAAAAAAUAGAAGAGGAAGCCCGGCAAAAAGAGUUAGAAGAAAUCUACAUGCUUCCCAGGAUCAGGAGCUUAAACAAAAAGGCACAAGCAAAUGACAGCGAGUCUGAUCUGGAAUCCAAGCAGAAAGCCCAGCGUUCUUCUGGUUCAGAGAGUGAUUCUGAUGACUCUGAUGAUGACAGAAAACCCAAGCGCAGAGGACGUCCCCGCAGUGUUCGAAAGGACACAGUGGAAGGUUUUACAGAUGCAGAGAUUAGAAGGUUUAUAAAGGCAUACAAAAAGUUUCCGACUCCACUCGAAAGACUUGAGUGCAUUGCACGUGAUGCAGAACUUGUGGAGAAAUCAGUGGCAGAUCUCAAGAGAUUGGGAGACCUUUUACACUCAAGCUGUGCUUCAGCCAUGCAGGAGUUUGAAGAACAAUUAAAAGAGAAUCCAACAGAUGGUAAAGGUCCUGGCAAAAGAAGAGGUCCAACUAUAAAAAUUUCUGGUGUCAAAGUGAAUGUAAAAGCUAUUCUUCAACAUGAGGAUGACUUUGAAAUUCUCAGUAAAGCUGUUCCUAAAGAUGCAGAGGAGAAGAAAAAGUUCCAAUUAUCUAGUCGGGUUAAAGCUGCUCAUUUUGAUGUGGAUUGGAGUAUAGAAGAUGACUCCCAUUUGCUCUUGGGGAUUGUUGAACAUGGCUAUGGAAACUGGGAGCUCAUUAAAAGUGACCCAGAGUUGAAGCUGACGGAUAAGAUCUUACCUGUGGAAACGGAGAAGAAACCUCAAGGAAAACACUUGCAGACCAGAUCAGACUAUCUACUGAAAAUCCUUAAGAAGGAAAUGGAAAAAAAAGAAGGUGGCCCAACAGAUGAAGCAAAAAAGAAAAGAAGGCCACGUGCAAAGAAAGAUAGUGCAGGCAAAGUGAAGGAUGAGCAUGGUAAUGAGAUCUCCUCACCUAGGCUUUCUGACAACCCAUCGGAAGAUGCAGAAACCAAGGAGGAUGGCUCGCUGAAGAGUCCAAACAAGAAGAAACAAAAGAAAAAGGACAACAAAGAAAAUAAGGACAAACAGAACCAAAAAAAGGAUGCCACCAAAGAGAAAAGGAAGCCAAAGGAAAAGCCGAAGCGGGCUGAAACCAAGGGGGGUGCCAGAAGUAGAAAGAACCAGGGACCUGUCCACAUUACGGCCGGGAAUGAUCCUGUCCCCAUUGGGGAAGAGGAGGAAGAUGAUCUUGAUCAGGAGACCUUCAGCAUUUGCAAGGAGAGAAUGAGGCCUGUGAAAAAAGCUCUGAAACAACUUGAUAAACCAGACAAAGGACUGACUGUCCAAGAACAGCUAGAACACACAAGGACUUGCUUACUGAAAAUCGGAGAUCGCAUCUCUGAGUGCCUUCAAUUAUACUCUGAGCAGGAGCAUAUUAGGUUAUGGAGGAGGAAUCUCUGGAUUUUUGUCUCAAAAUUCACUGAAUUUGGUGCCAGGAAGUUGCACAAGUUGUACAAGACAGCUCAUAAAAAGAGGUCACAGAAAGAGGAGGAACAAAAGAAAAAAGAAACACCACCAAGCAAGAAACCUUUUCGAUCAGAGCCAUCUGGAUCCAGCCGUGACUCUGUUAACUCCCAGCCGCAUGGACCGCAUAUGCAACAAAAACAUCACAUUUUUCCACCUCCACCCCAGCAUAUGCACGGGCAUCAAAGAGAAAAUUACACCAGUCCUAACAAAAGACCGUUCAAUAAUGCAGAUCGAGGUGAGUGGAGAGAUCGGAAAUUUAACUAUGGGGGCAACAACAGUCAGCAAUGGAUGGGGGACAGACACCACCAGUAUGACCAGCACCGAUAUAAAGAUCAUCACUAUUCUGAUCGGCGUAUUCAUGGUGAUCCUAGGAAUUCUGCAAACUACAGGCCAAACCCUGCGUCUCGUAAGAGGCCCUAUGACCAGUAUAACAAUGAACGGGAUCACAGAGGUCACAGGGAAUAUUAUGACAGACAUCACCAUGACAAUAAACGGAGGCGAGCAGAUGAAUUUCGUUCUCCAGGCUACCAUCAGCAGGACUUUAGACGAAUGGGGUCCGACCAUAGGCCACCUAUGGGAUACCAUGGGCAAGGACCUUCUGACCACUAUCGGUCUUUUCACCCAGAAAAAUCUGGGGAUUAUAAAAGUUCUUCCCAGCAGUCGUCAUCUCUUUCAGACCCUCGUUCUCCCCCAGUUCAAAGAUCCCCUCAUGAAUCAAAAUCUCCACUGGACAGAUCAUUAGAACAUAAGAAUACAGACUACAAUUGGAAUUCCCGGAAAACAUAGGGGAGACAUUUGGAUUUCAAGUUCUAAUAAAAGCCCACAAUGGCCACUUGCUUAAAGUGGACCUUGCUGCUAUAGACUGUGCUUGUUUGAGAGCUAGGAAUCCUUGAUAUUCUAAUAUAAGGCAUAUGGCUCACUUUUCAGAAGAGUUCAACCUGUGCCAAGCAUAUGAAGUGAACAGACACAUUUCUUUUCUCAUGAUCUUUUUAUAUAAUUUCAAUCAGGUUUCUCUUUGAGUGCUUAGGUGGUAUUUGGGACUCCUACAAUAUAAAAUAUUCCUUGAAGAAUGGACAGCAUUUAAUUGCUGGUGAUGUGUGGUUCAGAGCCAUGAAGACUUGCCUACAAUUGAAGUCUGAUGCAUUUUGUGAAUAUAACAAGUGUUUAACGUAUCUGUCAAAUAUACUUGUGCACAAACAGUUCCACAUUCAGUGAAGAAAAGCUACGAGUUGACGUUCACAUACAAAAUGACUUUUCUAUAGCAAUGGUUUAGAAAGGGAAGAAGCAAAUGUGGACAAGGCCGCAAACAUCCCUUAAUCAUCUCUUAUACCGUACAUUUCCCCCAAGAUUUUGAUUUGUCAGUGGUUGAUCAAGUGCAACAAUGAACAUUAGAUCCCUUAUCGAUCAACCAGAUCAGGAGGGCAGAUCCUAAGAAACGGACAUCCCAGUCAAAUGGUCUCUACUUGUUAUUUGUGACACCUGUAAGGCUCCUUAGGAAAAACUCCACCCUCCACGUACACCCACACACAUUACCUUCUAAUAUAUAUGAUCUACUUACCACUUCAGUAUUUUCUAAAAUACUAACCAGGGCAGCCAUACUUAUUCAUAGUCACAGUAGAUUUCAUUGUAUGAUAUACAAGUGUUACCCCGUGUGUAGCACAUGAUCUCACUGUGCAGUAGAUAAAACAAGCCGUAUAGUUUAACUGAAAUUCCUACAUAAUGAUAGUAUGAUAUGUAUCUUAUCAAUAUGGCCCCUUAUGGUCCCCCAUAUGUACAAAUACAACCUAAAAAGAUGUGGUAACCCUUCUGCUUUGACACUUUUUUUUAUUCAACCUUUAAGUGGCUUUCAGUAAUUGAUAUACUCAAGAGUCCCAAAGUGAAAUUGCAGUAUUAGGAAGAUGGUGUUAAUGGACAUAUUCUGGGUUUCUAUAUGUAAUUGUGCCCAGAAUCACAGUUUUUUCAAUACUCCAUACUUCUUGUUCUGGGACAAAGGCCCCUCUACAAUAGCAGGUACAUUUAUUUCCCAGUGUUUGGCUUUUUCCCCCCCAAUUGCUAGAACACACUACGGCAAGAAGAGAUGAAAAUAAUUUUUCUGUUCACGUUUUUGUUAAAAAAUAGGUAAAUCAUGGAAUAUAAAAAUAAAAUAAGUAACUUAAGCUAAUGUCAACCUUGAACUCCAUUUUUAAUCUAAAUAGGUUAUAAAUUCUGUGCAAACUUGUUAAUACAUCUUUAUAGUAGUCAGAGUUCCAGUUUUCUCAUGCAGAACUCCAUAGCCUACAAAGCUUCAAAUGAGAAAUUCAUGGCUACUAGCACCUGCCACUAGAGGGAGCUUACUGCAUACUGUGUUAUUAUGGAGUUCAAUGUAUAACGAUAUGUUAGCUCCAUCUAGUGGCAGCCACAGGCCACUAUUCACUGUAUUAUGUCUGCACCAGGCUCUAUAAGGAUAUGUUCAUUAUGUUAUCCUAAACCAUAUAAUUGCAGGGCAACAUUUUUCACGUGUACUGAGCCAAUGUGCUGAAUAGGCCUGUAUGUGUUUAUAGAAGCACAUCAUCUUAAA
Messenger RNA from Bufo bufo (common toad), 7385 nucleotides. RefSeq names its product chromodomain helicase DNA binding protein 2 (gene CHD2). The record is from RefSeq and is a predicted model, not a curated record. The transcript has 39 exons. Bases 11 to 5614 code for a protein of 1867 amino acids. NCBI's taxonomy places the organism in Eukaryota, Metazoa, Chordata, Amphibia, Anura, Bufonidae. Gene Ontology annotation, biological process: regulation of transcription by RNA polymerase II; nucleosome organization. Gene Ontology annotation, molecular function: chromatin binding; ATP binding; ATP-dependent chromatin remodeler activity. Gene Ontology annotation, cellular component: nucleus; chromatin.